Gymnodraco acuticeps is the source of this 1683-nucleotide messenger RNA. RefSeq names its product glutathione S-transferase A-like. Lineage: Eukaryota; Metazoa; Chordata; Actinopteri; Perciformes; Bathydraconidae. The transcript is spliced from 6 exons. Gene Ontology annotation, biological process: glutathione metabolic process. The record is from RefSeq and is a predicted model, not a curated record. Gene Ontology annotation, molecular function: glutathione transferase activity. Bases 100 to 777 code for a protein of 225 amino acids.
UUGAGUCCCCAUUAACUGUCGAAAGAGUAAAACAUAAAUUCCGUUUUUCUUGCGCAUUUGUCUGGUGGUCUCUCUUCAGUAGCAACAGAAGCUGACAUCAUGGCCGAGAACAUGACCCUGCUGUGGGGCUCCGGCUCUCCGCCCUGCUGGAGGGUGAUGAUCGCUCUGGAGGAGAAGAACCUGCAGGGAUACAACAACAAACUGCUCUCCUUUGAGAAAAUGGAGCACAAGUCCCAAGAAGUGUUAGAUAUAAAUGCCAGGGGACAGCUUCCAUCUUUCAAACAUGGAGACAACAACGUGAAUGAAUCCUAUGCAGCUUGUUUUUACCUGGAGAGUCAGUUUAAGUCUCAGGGAACCAAACUGAUCCCAGACGGCGCUGCAGAACAAGCUCUGAUGUACCAGCGCAUGUUUGAGGGUCUCACAUUCUACGAAAAACUCAAUGCAGUUAUCUACUACACCUGGUUUGUCCCUGAAGAAGAGAGGCAUGACUCAGCUCUGAAGAGAAACAAGGAAGCUCUGACUGCUGAACUCCAGCUCUGGGAGGACUACCUGCAGCUGGGCUCGGCCUCUAACCUGGCAGGACCUUCCUUCUCUCUGGCCGAUGUGACAGUUUUUCCAACUGUUGCUACUCUGUUCCGGUUUGGGCUGUCUGCUGAGCGUUACCCCAAACUGGGAGAGUACUACGCUCUGCUGAAGGACCGCCCCAGCAUCAAAGCCAGCUGGCCUCCUCAUUGGCUGGAGAACCCCAAGGGACAGGACACACUGAAAGACAUCUGAGACCCUCACACACACUCCUCAGUCACGUCUGAUUGUGAUGCUUUUGCUUUUUGCAAGACAACCCUUUCAUUUUUCAGAAAAUAAACAGUGUUGAGGUUACGAUAAAAGAUUUGUAUGUUCCAAAUAUAUCAGUGUUCCAAUAGCAGAAACCUUUUUUUGUUAAUCUAGCUUUUACAUUGAAUUAAAAGGCUGUGUUUCUGUUAAAUCUUGGACAAUAAAUCAGUUGGAAAACACAGGCAUAAUAAGCAUUUUUUUGUAUAUCAGUUACUCACCCUGUGCUACCUUGAAUUCUUGAAUAUAACUUGUUUUCUCGUCACAAUGAACGCAAAAUCUAAAAUCUGGGAAAAUGUUGAAUUCAUUGAAGUAAAUGGGCGCUUGUUCAAUGUAAUCCAACUCGGAUCAGCCAUGCAAUGCAAGAAAAACAAUGUGUGUUUGUGAAUUUAAGGUAAAACAGGAUCAGAUAUUGAUAGUAUUAAUUUAAACUGCAAAAUGUUAUGAUUGCAGGGUAAGUCCUUCACCAUUCAACAUUGGGAUAUUAUUUAGCGUUGCUUGUUGCCAAGUUAGAAGGUGUGUUUGACUAACAUCAAUAUCAGUUUACUAAUGCCUUUACACGCCACUAUAAGAGUACUUUAAUGCAUUUUUGCUUAUGAAGCUAGUUCUUUAGGUUGAUUGGGUUUCUACCAAUUUUGCACUAAAUAUCCUCCGCUAAAUCUAUAUGUCUUGCAUGCUGUUUGUAUGCAAUGCAAUUUAAAACCAUAUAUUGGCUCUACAAUUCCACUGGGGAAAAUAAAAAUCAAUAUGUGACUGCUGGAGAUGUGAUGUCUAAGAGUAAGGAUGUAUUAAUGUUUAAACCUUACUGUUGCUGAACAUUGAAUGAACCCAAUAAAUACCACUGUUCAAGGUCAA